Molecule: messenger RNA, 3029 nt
Organism: Sorex araneus (European shrew)
Lineage: Eukaryota; Metazoa; Chordata; Mammalia; Eulipotyphla; Soricidae
Gene: ANGPTL2
Product: angiopoietin like 2
Exons: 5
Coding region: 519-2036 (505 amino acids)
Source: RefSeq, a predicted model, not a curated record
CUCUUGCACUGGUGGGUGGGGAGAGGCGCCGGCAGCCAACCAGGGUCCGGCGGCGCGCACCGCUUCCUCCGGCGGGCGGCCACACGUAAAGGCCCCACAAAGGAGUCGGGAGUUCAAAUGAGGCUGCCGCGGGGCCGGAGGGCGCCUGGGGGUGAGCCCUGAGCUCUGAGGGGCCGCCGGUGUGGGUCAGGAGGGGCAUGGCCUGGAGACCACCCCUUGCCCCCGUGGUCCGCGAAGGCAGGUCGUGAGCAGGACCCCGGCCAGCCCCCGCCCCGUCCCGUCCCGGCUUGGCUGCCUGAGCCCAGAGGCGGGAGACAGACAGAGCCCAGCGAGCAGAGGCCAGGGGCAGACGCGGGACUGCAAACGGGCGGCGACUUGGGAACAGCCCCGGGGACCAUGGACGGGCGGCACCACUGACACUCUGCCUGCAGGGCGAAGCAUGUGACACUGUCCCGGGGCCACCAGGAGCGAAGAGGUUCUCCCAGGCUCCGUCUGCAAGGCACCGCUCCCCCCGCACCAUGCGGCCGCUGCUGGGCGUGACCUGCUGGUGGCUGGGCCUGCUGGCCACCCUGGCCGCAGCCGCCGCCGGCCCCCAGGAGGGCGCGGAGGAGGGCGCGGAGGAGGGCGCGCAGGGCGAGUUCGUCUACCUGAACCGGUACAAGCGGGCCGGCGGCGGCGAGUCCGCGGACAAGUGCACCUACACCUUCAUCGUGCCCCAGCAGCGGGUGACGGGGGCCAUCUGCGUCAACUCCAAGGAGCCCGAGGUGCUGCUGGAGAACCGCGUGCACCGGCAGGAGCUGGAGCUGCUGCACGGCGAGCUGCUCAAGCAGAAGCGGCAGAUCGAGGCGCUGCAGCAGCUGGUGGAGGUGGACGGCGGCAUCGUGAGCGAGGUGAAGCUGCUGCGCAAGGAGAGCCGCAACAUGAACUCGCGCGUCACGCAGCUCUACAUGCAGCUGCUGCACGAGAUCAUCCGCAAGCGCGACAACGCGCUCGAGCUGUCGCAGCUGGAGAGCCGCGUCCUCAACCAGACGGCCGACAUGCUGCAGCUGGCCGGCCGCUACCGGGACCUGGAGCACAAGUACCAGCACCUGGCCACGCUGGCCCACAACCAGUCCGAGGUCAUCGCCCAGCUGGAGGAGCACUGCCAGCGCGCGCCCGCCGCCCCCGCACGGCCGCUGCCCCCGCCCGCGCCCGCCCCCGCCGCGCCGCCCCGCGCCUACCCGCCCCCGCCGCCCCCGCCCUACAACCGCAUCACCAACCAGAUCUCCACCAACGAGAUCCAGAGCGACCAGAACCUGAAGGUGCUCCCGCCCCCGCUGCCCACCAUGCCCACCCUCACCAGCUUCCCGUCCUCCACGGACAAGCCGUCGGGCCCGUGGCGGGACUGCCUGCAGGCGCUUGAGGACGGCCACGACACCAGCUCCAUCUACCUGGUGAAGCCCGAGAACACCAACCGCCUGAUGCAGGUGUGGUGCGAGCAGCGGCAGGACCCCGGGGGCUGGACGGUCAUCCAGCGGCGCCUGGACGGCUCCGUCAACUUCUUCAGGAACUGGGAGACUUACAAGCAAGGGUUCGGGAACAUCGACGGCGAGUACUGGCUGGGCCUGGAGAACAUCUACUGGCUGACCAACCAAGGCAACUACAAGCUGCUGGUGACCAUGGAGGACUGGUCGGGCCGCAAGGUGUUCGCCGAGUAUGCCAGCUUCCGCCUGGAGCCCGAGAGCGACUACUACAAGCUGCGGCUGGGCCGGUACCACGGCAACGCCGGCGACUCCUUCACCUGGCACAACGGCAAGCAGUUCACCACCCUGGACAGAGACCACGACGUCUACACGGGGAACUGCGCCCACUACCAGAAAGGAGGCUGGUGGUACAACGCCUGCGCCCACUCCAACCUCAACGGCGUCUGGUACCGCGGGGGCCACUACCGGAGUCGCUACCAGGACGGCGUGUACUGGGCCGAGUUCCGGGGCGGCUCCUACUCGCUCAAGAAGGUGGUGAUGAUGAUCCGGCCCAACCCCAACACCUUCCACUGAGCCCUGCGCCCCCCGGACCACCCGGCCCCCACCAGCGCGCCCGGGGACUGCGCGAGUCCAGCGUGUUCUCCGUCCCCGUCACGUCUGUGGCCAGGCGGGGCCGGCCGGCGGGCUCAGCUGGGUGACGCGCGGCCCCUGCACGAGCCCUGAGCCCAGCCAGCCUCCUGGUCACCGCGGGUUUCCGUGGGCGCCCAGGGGUGCACGAACUUGGGGGUCCAGACAUGGGGCGGGCCCCAGCUUUGCCCCGGGGGGGCGGGGGGAGGAACCUCCCUCCCCACGGCUGUGCGUGUGGCACGUGUGUGGUUCCCGUGUCAAGCCCGACCCUUGGUGUCCGUCUGUCAGCCCAGGCCGUCAGGGCGGGCGGCCGCCACACUCUGCCCUCACACGGGGGCACUCGGGCGCCCCGUCAGAAAUCUCCAGAUCCCCUCCCUGCCCGUUCCUCUCUGUCCCCCCCCAUUCUCAGGACUCGGCCGCCACCCUGCCCCAGGCCCCGCCGAGCCUGGCUCCCAGGCCAGUGGCCGCCCUCCGCGCUGCCCACUGCUCCGCCCCACCUCACCGUUGCACGGGCCGCCUCGGAGGGGCGGAGGGUUGUUUUGUUAUUCUGCCUUCACGUUAGCCUGCCUGCGCGUUUAGCCUUCACAGAAAUAUUAGCCGACACUUUGCCAGAUAUUUGACUCCAGUCACCCGGGGGUCAGCGAAAGGCCCCAUGUCUCAGGCCAACUGGGGUCUCGCCGCUCCCGGCUGCCCCCCACCCCAGCCCUGCAGGACUGGCUGUCCCCCGGGGGUCCACGGGCAUCCCUCGGCCACCAGGAGGCCUCGGGCCUGGGUGCGUGGGGCGGGGAGCGUGCGUGCCUGUUACCUCAGUGCCCCUCCGCGUCCCGGGGGGCGUGUCCCGUGUCCCUAGCAGGGAGUUGUUUUUUAUUGGAACAUAUUCCCAGGUCGCCUUGUAAUGGCACAAACCUGCAAUAAAGGCCGCCAAGGCUCCGCGCUGUC